GGGAGAGAGGAGGGUCUUUUAUUUUAUCUUAUUCUAUUUUAUCACCUCAGAGGCUCCUGUCUGGGCGUGUUUCCUCGGUCGACGAGCACUCAAGUGUCUCUCCGCGUCCGCUACUGCUUGCCACCAUGAACACUCAAUUCGCAGGCGUGAUGGCCAAAGCCUGGCCAUCUGUGAGCCGUCAAUGCCAAUUAAGAACGGCAUCCUUACGCCUCGCGAGACCUUUCUCGUCGCCACCGUCGAAUUCUCCCCCGAGCGCCAAGGAGAAGAGCCGUGAAGUCGAGAGGCUACUGGUCAGCUCCCAACAGAACGAAUCGACCAAAGACACAUCGCCGCUGUCUGCUAUCACGCAGCUUAUGCAGGGGAGGCCGUCUCGAUCUAACCGGACGAUUAGUGACGAUUAUGCGCGGAUGGCCGAGAGUCUGGAGGCCGAGAUGCUCAAAAACCCCUACGCCGACCGCGUGCCUCCUCAUCGCCUGCACGUCUACUCUCACAAGCACAAUACCGUCGUCAGCCUGAACAAGCCCACCAGCGAGACAAUAAUGUGCAUGAGCUGUGGCCAUCUCGGGUUCCGCAAGGGCAAGCGUGCCGGUUAUGAUCCCGCGUAUCAACUCACCGUCCAUGUUUUCAAUCAGAUCCAGGAACGGGGCCUGAUCCCAGAAAUCCAACGGCUGGAGGUUGUCUAUCGGGGCUUUGGACCGGGCAGAGACGCUUUCACAAAGGUUUUACUUGGGAGCGAAGGAAGAAACAUCCGGCCCAUGGUCUGUCAGGUUGCAGACGCCACUAGGCUUAAGUUCGGUGGUACUCGGAGCAAAAGGGUGCGCAGGCUGUGAGGAACAAUGAAAAAAGAAAUACCUUUUC
Penicilliopsis zonata CBS 506.65 is the source of this 858-nucleotide messenger RNA. RefSeq lists its product as hypothetical. Gene Ontology annotation, molecular function: structural constituent of ribosome; small ribosomal subunit rRNA binding; mRNA 5'-UTR binding. Gene Ontology annotation, biological process: translation; ribosomal small subunit assembly; maturation of SSU-rRNA from tricistronic rRNA transcript (SSU-rRNA, 5.8S rRNA, LSU-rRNA). Gene Ontology annotation, cellular component: mitochondrial small ribosomal subunit; ribosome. The coding region runs from base 126 to 830 and encodes 234 amino acids. The transcript has a single exon. The record is from RefSeq and is a predicted model, not a curated record. Lineage: Eukaryota; Fungi; Ascomycota; Eurotiomycetes; Eurotiales; Aspergillaceae.